Molecule: messenger RNA, 2916 nt
Organism: Talaromyces rugulosus
Lineage: Eukaryota; Fungi; Ascomycota; Eurotiomycetes; Eurotiales; Trichocomaceae
Exons: 4
Coding region: 1-2916 (971 amino acids)
Source: RefSeq, a predicted model, not a curated record
AUGUUUUGUUCACAGAAUGAGGAAGUCGUCAUUGGCAUAUGCUCUCCCACGGACCUUGAUUAUAUUGUGAAUAUAUUCGGACUGAUCAGAUUGGGAUAUACUGUCUUUCAGCUCUCCCCUCGUCUCCCGCCGAGCGCCGUCAAAGAACUCUUAGCCCGAAUACAAAAUGGUCGUCAUGCAUUGCUAUACGCUCCAGCCCAUACGUCCUUCAAGCUUGAUGCUCUUGAUGAUUUAGAGUUGCACCCGAUCGUGCAGCGUGAUGAGUACGAUAAUUCAAAGCACGCCCAAACUCCAGAAUUCCUACUCGAGGGGGUUGAUUACGCCAAGGAACACUAUCGACGAUGUCUAAUCCUCCACAGUUCCGGUUCGACUGGUCUCCCGAAGCCUAUUGAUUACAAUCACCAAAAGUUGCUUGCGGCGGGUGUGUACGCCCUAGAUGCUACUGCUUUUAUAAGCAUGCCCUUUUCGCAUGCUCUUGGAAUGAUGUCAUACAUGCAAGCAAUCCACAAGCGCAGAACCAUCUUCGCAAUGAGCGGUUAUGUACCGCAGACUCAUGAUACUGUCACAGCCGCCGUUAAAGCAGCCAACCCUGAUAUCAUGUGGACAGUUCCAUAUAUUUUAAAGCUAUUGGCCGAGAAGCCUGAUGGGAUUGAUGCUAUCAAGAAUUGUCGAUUCGUGAGCAGUGGAGGGAGUAAGCUGCCUGAUGAGCUCGGUGACAUGCUCACUGAAGCCGGUGUACAUAUUGGCAUGCAAUUUGGAUCGACCGAAACUGGACUUAUCUUGAGCUCGGCCUACAGGCCCCGCGAAGACAAGGCGUGGAAUUACCUUCGGCCACCAGCACACGUUGCGCCGUACAUAAUAUUCAAGCCAGUCGACGAUGAAAAGUACGAAUGCGUCGUUCUUGAUGGCCACAAAGGCAAGACACUUUCGAAUUCAGACGAUCCACCUUAUUCGUGGCGGACAAGUGACCUUUUUGUACCCCACCCAACUCUUUCUAAUGCAUGGAAGUUUGUUGGUAGAUUGGAUGACCGCAUCACGCUCAUCAACGGCGAAAAGGUAUUGCCACUCAGCAUUGAGGCUCGGAUUAAACAAAAUCCACUUGUCAAAGAAGCUGUUGUUUUUGGUAUUGGUCGUGAGGUACCCGGGUUGUUACUGUUCCGAGAGCUGGGCACGAGUCACCUAGACGACAAGGAAUUUCUUAACCAGGUUUGGCCUAGUAUUAAAUAUGCGAACAGCCAUGCUGAAUCAUUCUCUCAAAUCAACAAAGAAAUGGUAGCAAUCCUCCCGAUGGAUGUCGAGUGCCCCUUAACGGACAAAAAUUCCAUCAAGCGUGGACUCAUUUACGAGCAGUUCGCCGACCUCAUCGAUACCAUCUAUGUAGCUGCUGAAAGCUUCAGCAAAGUACAGUCUCUUCAACUAACCAUACCAGAACUCGAAAACUGGAUUCUUGGCAAUAUUAGGGCUAGAGGUUAUGAGCUUGAGGAUGUUAAUACCGACUUCUUCACCGCAGGCAUGGACAGUCUUCAGGCAAUUUACCUUCGAGGUGUGAUAUUAAAAAAUCUUGACCUUGGAGGUCGGGAGUCAGAAUGCACAUCUAUGAUAGUUUUUGACUGCGGAAAUACCCAGCGGCUUGCCAGGAGACUACAUGCCAUUCGCACAGGAGAAAACUCUGAGAAUGGGAGAGACAUGGAUAUAAAUACUAUGAACAGUUUUAUCGACAAAUAUGGUGAUUUUGCGAAGUAUGAGAAACAUGUGAAUGGAACAUUGCCAACGUCUCUAAACAACAACCAUGUCAUUAUCUUAACUGGCGUCACCGGAUUCUUAGGGGCUCAUAUUCUUGCCGCGCUGGUAGCCUCAAGCAGUGUUAGCAAAGUAUAUGCCUUUACGCGGCCUGGCAGCGAGGAUGGACAAAUUCCACUGGCUCGUCUAGAGCAUUCUUUACAGACUAAAGGGCUUAGCAUUCCUCUAAAUAAAGUCAUACCUCUUUACGCCGAUACCACACAGGAAAGUUUCGGUCUCCAGACUGCGGGAUUGUACCAAAAAUUGAAAUCAGAGGUCACCCAUAUAAUCCACUGUGCUUGGGCAGUGAACUUCGCAAUUCAUCUUACCGCAUUCGAACCACAACUUCUUGGCCUGCACAACCUGUUGGCCUUUGGUUUGCAGUCGGUCCGAAAUGCGCGCUUGUUAUUCUGCUCCUCGAUAGGAACAGCCCAAGCGAGUCCGGGCCCUGCAACUAUCGCUUCGGCACUGAUCCCAUCAUUUGAUAUCUGUUCCCCGAUGGGAUACUCGCAAUCAAAACUUGUUGGAGAGUACAUCAUUGAAUCAGCCAGUAAAAUCGGUGCGAAUGCAACCGUGCUACGCAUCGGCCAGAUCAUCCCAGGACGGCGUCGUGGAACCAAACUCUGGAAUCCAUCUGAAGCGGUGCCGCUCAUGAUCCGUUCCGCUAACAAAGAUUCUGCUGGAGCAUUACCCAUCCUUGAUACUGGGCGCGACACUUGUGACUGGAUAGAGGCUGAUACGCUGGCCGACACGAUCCUGCAGCUCGCCGGCAUUGAGCAUACAGUGGAUUCUACGCAGCUUGUCUACAACCUCGUCAAUCCGCGCACUUUCUCAUGGAAGGAUGAUCUUUUGCCGUCUCUGCUUCGCGCUGGACUGAAAUUUGAUACCGUUCCGUGGCAGGAAUGGUUAGAACGCCUUGAAGCAAGUACAGAGGAUACAAGCAGCAACCCUAGCAGAAAGCUGCUUGAAUUCUGGCGUAAACAAACGCAUAGAGACGGUAGGAUUACUUUUGACACAGCCGCUGCCGAAGCUUCAAGCCUAGCUUUGAGAGAGUCAACGCGACUUGUUGAUGAUAACUUUAUUGAGCAAGUUAUUGAAGCCUGGAAGACACAUGAGAUUACAGGCAAGGCCCAAUGA